AUGGCAGCAGGCGCGGACAUGGACAGCGUGCUGGCCCCCGCAGUGAAGCAGGAGGACACGCAGCCGAGUGGCGACGAGAGCCCGCCGACCCCCGCGCAGACGCCGACGGCUAAAUGCGCCAGCAAGGCUUCCCCGCCAGCUGCGCCCAAGACCAAGGCGCGCGCAGGUGCGCCUAAUGCGAACGAGGGCGACGACGCGGUCGACGCGGAGGACGGUGUGCCUGAUGAACGCAUGGUCUCCCGCGCCCAGAGGGCUGUAUUUCAUAGGAACUUGGACAUGCUCGAUGAAUCAGUGCAGAAGAAAUACAGCGAGCUGAAAGAAUCCACGAGCAGGGGCAAGGAGAAAGCCAUCUACGCAUUGAUCAAUGAAGUUGUCCCUCGACAUGUUACGUUUGCUGGCGCGAUCAAAAAUAAGGAGCACACCCUCACGAAAAUUGCUCGCCAUACCACCAGCAAGUCGAUAGGUUCUCUGAAUGUUGGCAUGGAUGAAUUGGUCAUGAUUGGCACCCGCUUCGCUGGCAGCAAGGCGCUCUUCAAGGAGGCGCUGGAUGCAAAGCAGGUGGUGUUCAACGAGAAGACUGGCAAGUACCGCGUGAUGGACACUGUCGACGAGAAGAAGGACAUGCACGAGGAGGCCACCCACGGCCAGACCACAGCGCUGGUUGACGAGAAAUGUAUGAUGGCCUUCUUCGAGCGCAUGGAAUCCGCCCGCUCCUCCGACAAGUGGAUGCUCGAUGAUGGCUCCGGCGCUGGCAGCUCCCGCGACAAGCCCGCGGCCGUCUGCGCCGAUGGCCCUGCCACGCCCGAGGACAUGCAGUUGCUCCAGGAAUCGUUCGAUGCAGUCUCGCGCACUACCCUCGCCAUCAAACAUAUGGGCAAGGACUUGGUGCAGGCGCGCGCCACCCAGAGCUCGGUGGACAUCGGGAGGCGCGGCAUGGAGCUCUGCAAGGCAAGCGCUCUAUAA
Prorocentrum cordatum is the source of this 963-nucleotide messenger RNA. NCBI's taxonomy places the organism in Eukaryota, Dinophyceae, Prorocentrales, Prorocentraceae. The record is from the annotation of a GenBank genome assembly.